AUGGGAAAUACAACAUAAAUGAUAAUGCUGAUAAAACAGAAAAACAUGACUUGUAUUUGAUUGGAAAAAAUUAUGAAUUGAAGUGGAGGUUUUGUGAUAAUAGAGUAAAACUGUGUAAUAAAGAUGCCACAUGGAGUUAGAACAUGUACGACUGUUUAAUUUUGAUAUGUUUAAGGCUUGGUGAUACUUACUUCAAGCUCAGUAUUUUUUUCCUCCCAGUGACAUUUUCUAAUUUGCUCACUGCGGGAGCCCUGCGGAACAUUUCACUUGGCAGCUUCAGAAACACUUAUGAGAUGUUAUGAAUUGGUUGUUUAUUAGGAUAGACUCCGGAGAAACCAAUAGUUUUUUUUAACUCGCUGAGAUUUUUGAAAGUUUUUAUUUUGUGAUGAAAGGGAUAGCCUUUUUCAAAAUGAUUGUUUUUCAGAUAAGAUUUUAAUCUCUGUUAUUUUAUUGAUUAUUAAGUUUUAAAGUUGGUGACAUUUUAAUUUUGUUGUUGGGACUUUGCUUACGAGAUCUCAGAGAUCGCUGGAAACAGUUGCUUCUAUUUUAUCUGCUCACAUCAGCGUACAGUGUGAUUAAAUAACGGAAACUGAGAGUUACAGUGGCAGAAAAUAGAAAAUAUAAUGUAAACCUUUAAGCAAUAGCUUUUCUAGAUUCUUAGACUAAUUGUAGAAAACAAGUGCUUCAGUGAAAAUGCUUUACAAAAUGGACAACUUGACUUGAAUAUAAUAUUGUUUAAUAACGAUUGGCAAACAUUUUCAUAGAUGUUUUUCAUGUAGUUAAAAAUUGAAGAAAGAAAAACAUUAAUUAUUUUUCGGAGGUUGUUAUUUUUUUAUAACAAUAUGGUGAUUAAUUCUUUGCAAAAAGCUGUUUUCCGCAUGAAUUAGUUCAGUUAUUACUUAUUCAAAAAUAACCUGUUCAUUAGAAGUAGAUUGUAAUUUAAUUGAUUGUGAACAGGGGAGAAAAUAAUCUAUGACUUCUGACAAAAAAUAUAGUGAAAAUAAUGGAGAAAACAAAGAUUGUUUCCAGUAUAGAGGAAAGAAAUUAUUUUACAUAAUUGAAGUGUUGUUAUACUGUAUUACAGAAAAGGGAAAAAGUAAUUUUGAAAUAAAUGAAAGCAAGGUGUGAUAGUCAAAAAGUCUGGUGUUAAUAAUUGCAAAAUUGUAUUUAUGUGUAAGACUAAAUAAGUUGUAUUUUCUUGUUAUAUAUAAAAUAAAUUUUGUUAGUUUGGUGUUGACAGACUGCAGGGAAAUAUAAUGUUUUGACUAGUUUUACCAGUUUUAGUAUAUUAACUUGGGAAGGAUAUUAUAUUGUGAAUGGUGCUAGAUUCAGUGUUUUCAUGUGCUCGGAUAUCUCGUGCAGUAAACUCAAUGAGGCUGUGGAAGAAGAAGAAAAUGUCUCAGUCAUAUUGCAGGUACCUGGUCCACCACACAUAUGCGGCAAACACAUUUAACAACACAAAGAUGGAGGACAUUGGCGAUGCAUUUCAUUCAAUGAAUCAUGCCGAACGGAUGAUGAAAAAGAUGGAAGAAUAUGUGAGAAAACAUUCUCUUUGUGACGUUGUGUUAGUUGCUGGGCAACGCCGUAUUCCUGCUCACAGAUUAGUGCUCAGUGCUGCAUCGGACUAUUUUGCGGCAAUGUUUACAAAUGAUGUACGUGAAGCGUCAAUGGAAGAAGUUAAAAUAAAAGAAGUAGAUCCUGAUGCAUUAGCUGCUGUUGUUAAUUUUGCUUACACAGGCUCAAUAGAACUCCGAGAAGAUACAGUUGAGAAUCUGCUGUCGACAGCAUGUAUGUUACAGCUGUCAGAAGUUGUAGAGGCUUGCUGUAAUUUCCUUAUGAAACAGCUUCAUCCGUCUAACUGUAUAGGUAUCCGACAGUUUGCUGACGCUCAGGGAUGCUGUGAUCUUUACAAAGUUGCUAAUAACUAUGUUAUGGAAAGGUUUGGAGAGGUGAUGAACACCCAGGAAUUUCUUAUUCUGCCACCAGAUGAGGUAGCUAAGCUUCUAUCCAGUGAUGAUCUCAAUAUACAGAGUGAGGAGAUAAUUUACUCAGCGCUAGUAAUGUGGAUCAAUCAUGAUAUUAACAACAGGAAGAAAUACCUCGCUAAACUCAUGUCGCAUAUCAGACUUCCACUAAUGUCUCCACAGUUUAUAGCCGACCAUGUAGAGACGAAUCCACUCUUCAAGGAUAACAAAGACUGUCAGGGUUUGAUUAUGGAGGCUUUAAAAUAUCACCUACUACCUGAGAGAAGGUCAUCAUUCCAGAGUCCAAGGACCAAACCACGUAAAUCCACUGUUGGUAUGAUGUUUGCAGUAGGUGGUAUGGAUAGUAAUAAAGGUCCAUCAACAAUAGAGAAAUAUGACUUAAGGACCAACACUUGGACUCAGGUUGCUAAUAUGAAUGGUCGACGAUUACAGUUUGGUGUGGCAGUACUGGAGAAUAAACUCUUCAUAGUUGGAGGUAGAGAGGGUCUGAAGACACUAAAUACUGUAGAAUGUUAUGAUCUGAGAAAGAAAACGUGGACCCUCAUGCCUCCAAUGUCAACUCAUAGACACGGAUUGGGUGUAGGAGUGCUAGAGGGACCUAUGUAUGCUGUGGGUGGUCAUGAUGGUUGGUCAUAUCUAAAUACAGUGGAGAGAUGGGACCCACAGGCUAAACAGUGGAGUUAUGUUGCCCCUAUGUCAACCCCUAGAAGUACUGUAGGUGUGGCUGUCCUCUUUGGAAAGUUGUAUUCUGUAGGAGGACGUGACGGGUCAUCAUGUUUAAAAUCUGUAGAAUGUUUUGAUCCUCACACCAAUAAAUGGAUGCCCUGUACACCAAUGUCUAAGAGACGUGGCGGUGUGGGCGUGACCACAUGUAACGGGUUCCUAUAUGCUGUUGGGGGUCAUGAGGCUCCAGCUACUAAUCCUACAUGUUGUAGAUUUGAUUGUGCUGAAAGAUAUGACCCCAAAACUGACCAAUGGACCAUGAUAUCUCCAAUAAGUGCACCAAGAGAUGCUGUUGGUAUGUGUUUAUUAGGGGACAGACUGUAUGCUGUAGGGGGUUAUGAUGGACAACAUUACCUGAAAGAUGUUGAGGCAUAUGACCCUAUAAAUAAUGAGUGGACCAAGGCAGCUCCGUUGAGCACUGGGCGAGCGGGGGCGUACGUUGUACAUGUGCCGCACAGUUGACAAAAACCCCGCUGGUCACUCUCAUCAUUGAGGAAGUGGCCAUCUGGAUUUUUUAAGCGGAAAUCCAAAUUGAAUUCCAGUCCAUCAACUACCUGGAUAUAAACAUUUCAUAACUCAGAUAUAACAUAACAUAGACUUGUACUAGAAUACAUUCAUCUAUCAUAAUGGUGUAUUUGUUUGAUAACAUAAAAUCAGUCUGUUUGAAUAAGAAAUCUCAAGUGAGUUCCAGUCUAUGAACAUUUAUUUCGUCAACUGUGAACCAUUCUAUAAAUUUUAUAGAAACAAUUUUUCCAUUGACAAGAAUAUUGUAAUUCUUGAAGAAAAAUACAUUUUUGUAGUGCUAGAGAUAAUGUAAGACAAUAUUUCCAAUAUUUUAUAUACUGCAAAGGGCCAAGAUCCAGUGUAGAAAUUAGGAUUCAUAACUUGGAAGGUUCAACUGAAUUUCUUACUGUAUACAUGUAGAAUCAAGUUGACUGUGAUUGAUUGUUUGAUUGAAUGCAUUAAUUUAACAUGUUAUAAUGUUAUUAUUACAUUUGUGCAAUAGGCAUGCAUUUGGAAAAAAAUCCACUUAUAUAUACCCACAAGAUGAGAAUUUUUUAUGGAAAUGAGUGAUGAUGAUGUAAUUGUGUGAAAAUUCUAUGUGUUACUUCAAAUGCACUUGCCAUAUAUAAAAAAAUGGACAAAGGGAGGUAACUCUACUUGAAUAACCUAUUUUUGUAGAGCUGUUAUUUAUUGUGAUCUAACAUGCGAAAAUGACAAACUGAAAAGUUACAGUGAAACUCCACAUUUAUGUGUGCAUUUGUAGAUUAAUUUUGUUAAACAUCUGGAUUUAGAGAUGAUUAAGUACACUUGCUGAUUUUGUAUCACUUUAGCAAAUGUUUAAUGAGUAAACAUAUAUGCUGUGUGGAAGGUGGAAAUGAAUUUGCAUAAUAUUUUAUGUGUAUUUAAAUGGUUUUAUUUCUCAGAA
Molecule: messenger RNA, 4137 nt
Organism: Ruditapes philippinarum (Manila clam)
Lineage: Eukaryota; Metazoa; Mollusca; Bivalvia; Venerida; Veneridae
Product: kelch-like protein 5
Exons: 10
Coding region: 1317-3170 (617 amino acids)
Molecular function (GO): protein binding
Source: RefSeq, a predicted model, not a curated record